AUGGCCUCUGCCUGGAUCUGCUUCCAAUGCAUCCCUCGUCGUCGCCGUCUUUUUGUUCUGGCGAAAAAGGAAAAAAGGAAGAAAAACGGUAUUCAUACCGCUGCUUUAAGAGCCUCGCCAAGCCGCUGCACUUUUUCCAGCGCUGUUUUAAACGUAACUUCACCUGUCAAAAAGUCGAGCGAAGGAAAGAAACAAACAAGACGAAGAAAGACGAAGAAAGACGAAGAGAGAGAAAGACGAAGGAGAAAGAUCAAGCCAGCUCAGCAUGACGAACGUGCCAGCGAGGACUCGCUCGGUGUACCGGGCCAUACUACGCGAGCUGCCUUCCCGGCCGCGCUUCUCGCCGUCUCCCCUCCAGACCAAGAUCCGCCAGCACCUGUCUACCGCACCCGCCGACGCCGACGCUGCUCGGGCGCAGCUGGAAGAAGCAGAACAGUUUGCGCAAUACGUCAAGGCCCAGAGACAGUAUGUUACGCUGCUGGAACGAUAUAA
Molecule: messenger RNA, 492 nt
Organism: Trichophyton benhamiae CBS 112371
Lineage: Eukaryota; Fungi; Ascomycota; Eurotiomycetes; Onygenales; Arthrodermataceae
Exons: 1
Coding region: 1-492 (163 amino acids)
Source: RefSeq, a predicted model, not a curated record